AUGACGCGCCUGUCCCCGACCGCGCUCGUCGGCCGCGUCCUUCGGGUGCUCGCGCCACUGUCGCUAGUCCUGACCGUGUAUUUGUACCUCUACCCCAUCUUCAGCAACUGCGCCUUUCCACUGCCGCCCUCGCAAUCGGUACAAUCGGCGCAGGCCACGAAAAACUAUGGAUCAACAUCUGCCGCAAGCUCGAGUCGUGCCGCCUUCAUUGAGACCGCAAAGGGUCACUGGGAGUCCCUCGCCACCGUCAUCGAUGCCAACUUGAACACGACAUGGUCGCAACGAGCUCGAACCGUGUUUGUGCCCUCUCAGCCCCUUGCUCCCUUUCGCCUGCUCGUCUUUGGAGAUCCCCAACUCGAAGGUGACACGUCGAUUCCGACUGAAUACCUUGGCGUCUUCCCCCAUGCAAAGAACCUCUGGAAGCAUGUGACCUUCCAGACAGAACACCCCUCCGUGCGUCAGCGAAUCCGACAGUCCUUUCAUGAGGUGGUGGACAUACUGUUUGAGGAUGCCUUCAAUUUCCUUGAGUCGUUGCGCAAGCGUAUCGACUUGGUCGGAAACGACCUCUAUCUUUCCCAUAUCUACCGGACAGUUCAUUGGUGGACGCGCCCGACUCACGUCGCUGUGCUCGGGGACCUGUUGGGUAGCCAAUGGAUCAACAAUGAUGAGUUCUACCGCCGUGCCGAUAGAUACUGGAAUCGUGUUUUCCGUGGAGCAGAGCGCGUGCCGGACAGCCUUGCUGCAUACCCGGCUGACGAGUACGAUCUGGCCGGUUUUUUGGGAAGCGGUGCGUUCAACGAGUCUUCUCCGUGGUCCCGCCGCUUGAUCAAUGUAGCCGGCAACCACGACAUUGGCUAUGCUGGGGACAUUAAUGAUGAGAGGGCUUCGCGCUUUGAGACUGCUUUUGGCAAGCUUAACUACGAGCUGCGCUUCGAGCUUCCCCUACUCGAAACUGCUGUGGCUGUGUUCGACGACGCGAAGCAUCCUAAUCCUCACUCGGACCGAUUAAUGCCCGAGGUGCGCAUCGUUGUCCUCAACGACAUGAACAUCGACACCCCCGCUUUGUCUGCUAAGCUUCAGGAUGACACCUACACGUUCAUCAACAAGGUCAUCAGCACUUCAGCCUCGGUCGACUUUAAGGGCCACUAUACCGUGGUAUUGACGCACAUACCUCUCUACAAACCCGAGGGCGUCUGCGUUGACGACCCCUAUUUCGACUUUCACGAGCACGACGGCACACUGAGAUCGCAAAACCAGCUCAGCGCCGCCGCUAGCAAGGGCUUCCUAGAGGGUAUCUUCGGCAUGUCGGGCAGCACGGCCGGUCCGGGAAAAGGCCGCGGUAGGAGAGGCAUUAUCCUCAACGGCCAUGACCACGAGGGCUGUGAUACCUGGCAUUAUAUCAAUCAGUCCAUCACUGAACCUAAGCAUCGCAAGUGGGAGGUUAAGCGCUGGCGGCAGGCCAACGUUGCUGGCAUUGUUGGCCAGGAGGGUCUGCCUGGAAUCCGGGAGAUCACGGUCCGCAGCAUGAUGGGCGACUAUGGCGGCAAUGCUGGUUUGCUAAGCUUGUGGUUUGACGUGGCUUCUUGGGAAUGGAAGGCGGAGUACGCAACCUGCCCGCUCGGGACGCAGCACCUCUGGUGGCUGGUGCAUAUCUUGGAUCUCAUUGUUGUCGUCAGCAUUGUGCUGUUAACUGUUGCUUCCAUUCUCUUGCCUCUGGGCGUCGAUGUGGAGGGUGCUCAGUUGCGGCUCAUGUGUUUUGGGCGGAGGAGUCACAAGGUUAGAGACACUCAUGGUGUUCCUAAUAGUAGGGGAUUUGGAAAGAAGGUCGGUUCUGGAUGA
Molecule: messenger RNA, 1839 nt
Organism: Thermochaetoides thermophila DSM 1495
Lineage: Eukaryota; Fungi; Ascomycota; Sordariomycetes; Sordariales; Chaetomiaceae
Exons: 1
Coding region: 1-1839 (612 amino acids)
Biological process (GO): GPI anchor biosynthetic process
Cellular component (GO): endoplasmic reticulum
Source: RefSeq, a predicted model, not a curated record